CGGCUUGGCUCUCUACAAUAUGGGUGUCCUCACAUGUGAUAUGAACAAAUUCUUCUUCAAACAUUUGCUUGUUGACCACAUCCAAUGUCCUGAGUGGUGAUCACCGUCGUAAUGGAUAGCCCACCCAAACUAGCUGGAGAAACUCUGAUUGUCCACCACAUCCCACUGGUGCACUGCCAGAUACCUGAUCGCCAGUGCCGUCCAACCUCCAAAAGGACCCACUCCUACAGCAAGAAUGACCUGGGGAUUACCCGAACCACCUCCCUUCCAGAAAGGGACCUUUCUCAGGCCGACUCUCUGGUGUACAGUAGUUUAAUCCAAGUUUCUGACUCAACAGUGAAAAAAAAGGUGAGCAAGAAGGACAAGGAAUGGCCGGGAAACAUAACUCGGAAGCGCCACAACCCGUUCCUCCUAAACGAUGAGGAGGAACGUAUCACAGCUAGCAGCUGUGAUGUGGAAAAGUCGUUCCAUCUCCACAACAAUAUAGGUGGGCUGAAAUCAGGAUUUCAGUUCCAAGAUCUGUCCUUGCCACCUUUCCACCUUCAUGAUACCCCACCCGUGGUGAAGCCUUGGAUAUUGUCAGGCAGGUCAGGACUUGUUGAUGGACAAGAAGAGAAGACAUCACCUGAUUACUUACAAAAAGGCAGUAAUGGCAACCAAGGUGUAUCGGGCAUAAUCAUGGAAGACCAGGCUUGGCCUAAUCAUGGCGAGCCGACCUUUACUCUAGAUUGGAAUCAGAGCUCUGAUUUGGGGAGCCAAGAUUUUCAGAGAGAGUGCACAUGCACUGGUUCAGAGCCUCUUAGACACUGCCGAUGCUAUAGCGCCUCAAGCCAGUCUGAAAUGGACCAGCAGGUGAGCUAUGUCAGCGACUCAUCCUGCAACAGUUCAGAUGGAAUCCUGGUCAACUUCAGCACUUUAUAUAACAAGAUGAAUGGACAUCCCAGGUCCAACAUGAAUUCUGGUAGUCUCUCAUGUGACUCCUCAUUUUGUAGCCACCCGGACACAGGUGCUUUUUAUCUUGACCUGCAGAACUCACCUACGGAAUCCAAAACGUCUUGCGACUCGCAUGUUCAAGAAUCUUCUGGAAAGCCAUGCGGGUGUACCAACUACUCCUCUUCUCCUGUUUUGGAUGCCAACUGUAACUCUUACCAUCUCAAUUGCGAUUCAGCUCAGUGUAAUGGAGAGAGCUCAGAUCUAACCUCUUGUUUGCAAAGCCAGGCCAGACUUGUGGUGGCCACUCAGAAUUAUUAUAAGCUGGUCACUUGUGAUCUGUCAUCUCAGUCUUCUCCUAGUCCUCCUGGUUCUUCUAUUACCAGUUGCUCAGAUGACCACACCAAAGGGAGUCCAGUUCAGGCAACUGAGUAUUUUCUCUUUCAACAGCCAGAUAGUAGUUCAGACUCAAGUGAUUCUAAACCUGUUAUAGAAACAUCAAAGUCCGACAUCAUUGAGGGCCAAGUUUAUGUUAACGUGUCCCCGCCAAACUUUAAUACAGGCAGGCAAAGAUCCAGAAGUUAUGAUCGCAGCUUGGACAAGAGCUCUUCAAACCAACUGGGAUCCCUGGAGCGUAUGAUGAGUUGUCCUGUAAAGCUAAGUGAGGGCCAAGCUUUGCUUUCCCAAGAAUCAUCUCCAAAGAGAGUGACAUCAUUUAUGGAAUUAGCCAAGAGCAGGAAGAAAAAUGGUACCAGCCCUCCUUUAAGGUCCAGUGGAGACUCUUCCCUGGAGUUCUCCCCUGUCGCCGAAUACCAUCGAGACGGUACCAGAGGUUCAGAACGUGCAGAGUUUCGUAGCCACAGCCUUCCACCUAUGUCCUUCUUGCAUUGUAUGAGUCGCACUUGUGAAGGCUGUGCCAGUGAUACCCUGGAAGCUAAACCCACAAGUUCUAACCCAACAGCUAAUGCUAACCAAGCCAGUGCCAACAAUGGUGGAGGUAGUGAUCACAUCUUGACAUGCAGUGGUCUGGAUUCAGGAGGGGCUGGGAUCAACUUCCUUCAAAGAGAUUUAAGAGCAAAAGGAGACGGAAUGGGUGCCGAGGCCAAACCUGUGUUCCGCUACAGCAAGGACCAACGCCCGACAACGCUGCCCAUCCAACCAUUCGUGUUUCAGCAUCAUUUCAGCAAGCCGAAAUCUCGCCCAUUGCACAGCCACUUCACUUCCAGCCUUUCCCAGCUCUAUGGAUUGUCCAGCAGCCGGUCAUCCAGCCAGCACAAUGUGUCAGAGACCCAGUCGUCAGCCCCAGUCACGCUGUCCGGGCAAGCGGAAGCAUCCAGUGGCCAUCCUAGGAUGAUCAAUGUGGUUGGGAAACUGUCUUUGGAUGGGCUGGUGAAUACUAAAGACGAGCAGAAUGCAUCGCAGGUCCCAGAUACAACCCGGCCCUCACCACUGGGCAGCUACUCUCCCAUCAGGAAUGACGCCACUUACUUUCAGAGCAUGGACUCUGGAUCAUCUAGCUCUCCAUUUCCAGAGAAGACCAAGGAGAACCAACCUCCCAGGAGCCGCUCCUGCCCGAUGUCGGCCAACCUCUUGCCUUUUAGGUCAACGCAAGCCAGGGGCACCACACUUCCGGGAGCGGUCAAAUCCACCCAAAAGUAUAAGGUCUCUCCUAAAGCAGAGGUUCAGAAGUCGAUUGUGAAACGAGAACCUUUGAAGGAAGCCAGCACACAGGUAUCCAAGCACGGCCUUCCUCCCAUUACAUCACUGCCUCUGCUAAACACCGUCCUUCAGGAGGUCACCAAUGACAUUCCUCCAAAGGAAGACGACAAAGUGAAGAAUUUUCCAGAGAAGAUCAUGAUGCCAAGACCAGUGAAUGGAAAGCCUUCGUCUAUCUGUUCCAGCGACUUUUUCCCGGAUUAUUUUUCCGUCACGGAGCGCCCCCCAGCUGAGUUCUGCCUGUCCCCUGAUGGCAGCGCCGAAUCUGUCUCCAUCGAUCUCCUACAGAAGAAAGGGCUGGUGAAGGCCGUCAAUAUUGCCGUCGAUCUGAUUGUGGCGCACUUUGGCACCAGCCGAGACCCCGGAGUAAAGGCCAAGCUGGGGAACAGCUCUGUCAGUCCCAACAUCGGGCACCUGAUCCUGAAGUAUCUGUGCCCGGCGAUCAGGGACAUCCUAAGUGACGGCCUCAAGCCAUGGGUCCUGGAUGUGAUCAUCGGGCAGAGGAGGAACGUGUCAUGGACGGUGGUGGAGGCCUCCACACAGCUGGGUCCUUCUACCAAACUGCUGCACACCUUGUGCCAGAAGGUUAACCAGUAUUCCGAGCUGUCCAAUCACAGCCUGCGUUUCAAUGCCUUUAUCUUUGGCCUUCUCAACAUCCGUUCGGUUGAGUUCUGGUUUAACCACCUGCAUAACCAUGAAGACAUUAUCUGGGCUCACUAUGACCAGGUCGGCUUCCUGUCCGUGUCUCAUGGUGUUUGCCAGCCACUGUUUGAAGAGCUCCUGCUUCUCCUACAGCCUCUUUCUCUUUUACCCUUUGACCUGGACCUACUGUUUGAACACCAUCUCGUCCAGAUGAGCAGAGAGCAGCAGCAGAAGAAAGAGAUGCUCCGUGUGAAGCAGGACCUGCUCCAGUCUGUUCACUCCACCCUUCAGCUGAUGAGAAGCCGUGAUGAGGAGGAGCAGGGGAUCCAAGAGAAGAAAAGCCUCGAGAAGACAUCCUUAGAGUCCUCUGAUUUCGAGAGGCCCACAGGAGAAGGAGCUGCCUCUGUUGAGGUUGGUGAAGAGCAAAAGAAAGAGAAUGCCAUGGAGAUAAAAAGAGACAAACAAGCUGGGUGGUGGUACCAACUGAUGCAGAGCUCUCAAGUCUACAUCGAGAACUCCUCUGACACCACCAGGUUCACACGCCAGGAUAGGCGAAGACCAGGAAAUGGUGGCACUCCUAAAAAAGUACCACCACCCAGAGAGGGAGUUGUUGAAGGAGCUGAGGCCUGUCCUACUGUGGAAGGAAUGUCAGAGGAGAAGCCAUCAAAGAAAGACAGAGUGGAGAACAGACAGAAGGAAGAGAAAAAGUCCUGGAUGGGUAGCCCUCCCGAGUCCGUGCUCAAUGAACUUAAACAUGGGCAAGAGAAGGAGAGUCAGAGCUCCCAAAAGGACUCUCAGCCCAGCGGACAAGAGGCAGCAAAAGAGAACAUACAGGGAAGUCCAGUCAGGAAAUGGGGGCACUUGUUUGGAUCCAGGAAACCCCUGAGUGAAGCCAAGCAGACAAACAGGUUACCCUCGGGCUGGCUCAGCCUGGAUAAGUCGGUGUUCCAGAUGGUGGCUCAGAGCGUGAGCGCGGGGAUCUGGGGAGAAGCAGCUCCUGAGAAGGAAGCCACGGCAGGAUCAGAAGCGGGAGCUGUGUCCCUCUCUCCAUCUUCCCAGAGUUUUCGACAGGUGAACCCCGCCUGCCAUCGCGCAGAUCCGAAGCAGCCGGACCUCAGCUUCAUGUAUGACGCGCACUCUGACCGCCUGCAGCGUGGCCUUGGAAACCGGCAUGGCCUGUUGCCCCUAAAGUUCGUCACUCAGCCCGACAGAGUGGACUCCUAACAAUCGCUGGGACUGUUUACUCGAGACACUUAAGGACGGGGUUCAUGAUGACGCAGCACGAGGAACGCACCAAGAGCUUUCUGGUUCUUUGGUACGAAUGGAGCACUCAAGAUGUCCACUGGCUUUUUUUGUUUUAACCUCUGCGAGGAAAAAAAUGGAAAGCAUUACGAUUACAAUUUGACGAGCGUGGCGGGGUCGGCCACGCUAAUACAGUAUUCUUUCUCCCUGCGCCCAAACCAUCGUGCACGUGUGCUAGCCAUUUUAUUGACGUGAGCUCUGCAUGCAGACAUCAUAGGAGAAAAUGUGACUCCCCCCCCCAAUGCUUUCAUAGUCGGUGACCUGAUUCUCUCUGCGCUCCUGUACUUAGCACUUAUAUUCCCAAGUAACGUUUUGAAAAAGUUCUAGAUGUUUUUUUUUUUUUACCAUCUUUCGAGAAACGUGAAUGAAAAAAAAAAAGAUCUGGUGACUGACCCAAAGAACUUUCAAUCUGUUACUUGGUUACCUGAAGCACAGGGCAUGAAAAUGAGAUGAUGUCAUAUGUAAAUUCUGCUUCAAACUAUGUUACAAUGUGUCCAUUUAAUAAUCUGAGAGUGAGGUUCUACGGGCAAGAGAUGGAGGUGGAAUACAU
Messenger RNA from Nanorana parkeri, 5140 nucleotides. It is a transcript of the gene RUSC2, whose product is annotated as RUN and SH3 domain containing 2. Lineage: Eukaryota; Metazoa; Chordata; Amphibia; Anura; Dicroglossidae. Bases 112 to 4512 code for a protein of 1466 amino acids. The transcript has 11 exons. The record is from RefSeq and is a predicted model, not a curated record. Gene Ontology annotation, cellular component: cytoplasmic vesicle.